UUAGUUCUCCACUCCAGCGAUCAGAGAAGAGCUUUUCUUCUGCCUCUUCCUCCUCUGGUGGCUUUUGUCGUUCUCUGAGUGGAGCACCGUGGCAGUGAGACAGUACAGGAGUUAGUUCAGCACAGUCGAGUGUCAUACUGCCACAUCUAUAGUUGUGGUCCUCAGAGUCAGGAGAAUACUGCCCACCCACAGCUGGAUCAACAUGUUACGGCGGAAACCAUCCAACGCAUCUGAAAAGGAGCAGGCUCAGGUGCAAAAGAAGAAGCUGUCUCUGCAAAGAUCCAGCAGCUUCAAAGACUUUAUGAAGCCAAAGCCAUCGUCACCUGUAGUGAGCCCUGAGGCUACCUUGGAUGAAACUAAGUUUGAGGGUGCACCACCAGAGGAUUCGGGUAAAAGUAACGGAAAACUUGGAAAGAAAUGGAGAAAUGUCAUAUCUCGCACAAUGACCCGUAAAACAUCCAAGAUGGUACAGAAAGCCCUUGCAGAGGAGGGGAAUGAGAGUGGGGAGGACGGCUCUAUGUCUCCCAUGUCUCCAAGUGACUGGAUGCCAGAUCUCAGUGCUGGGAACAGAACAUCUGUGUGCUCCAACAGCUCAGAGGACACCAUGCACACCCCUCUCUCACACCAGCUCUCUGGGUGUUCUGACAGACAGAGUCUGGACAGUGGCUUCAGCCAGAGAGACAGUAUGAGACUGGAGGACAACACCUACACCGGGCCCUUCUGUGGCAGAGCCCUUGUCCACACUGACUUCACCCCCAGUCCAUAUGACAUGGAAUCUCUCAAACUACAGAAAGGAGACAUCAUCCAGAUUAUUGAGAAGCCACCAGUAGGCACCUGGACUGGUAAACUCAAUAACAAAGUGGGCUCCUUUAAAUUCAUCUACGUCACAAUACUACCAGAGGAGGACACGCCACCAAAGAGGAAGCGAUGCUACAGUCACGGACGCCAGAAACCCAAACCAAAAACCUUGGAGGAAGUUCUGGAGAGAAUAGGCCUAACUGAACUGGGAUCUCUCCUGUCCAUGCAUGGCUUCCAGAGCUUGGAGGACUUCACCGGCCUGAAGGAGUCUCACCUGAACGAGCUGAACAUCACAGACCCUGAGCAACGUGUGAAGAUAUUGAAAGCAACAGAACUGCUUCAUGACUCGGAGGAUGAAUCCGAUACCGAGGAGCAAAAGACUGAAAUGCCACGGGACUCUGGUUGUUACGAGAGCACAGAGAAUCUGGCAAACGGAUGUGAGGAGCCCCAGGUGGAAUCCCAACCGGAGCCAGAAACAGAUCCGGACACAGAAACAAAGCUCAAUGCUGUUCAGGAACAACUGGAGGGGAUGAAGGUGGAGGAAAGUUCUGAGAAUCAAACAGAGUGAAGUCACCAGAAUGUUCUUUUGAUCCUGCUUCUUUAAAACGUUGAACCUCUCUAUGAUGGACCGAGAGUGUCAUAACC
Messenger RNA from Rhinichthys klamathensis goyatoka, 1443 nucleotides. It is a transcript of the gene sash3, whose product is annotated as SAM and SH3 domain containing 3. The transcript has 8 exons. The record is from RefSeq and is a predicted model, not a curated record. Lineage: Eukaryota; Metazoa; Chordata; Actinopteri; Cypriniformes; Leuciscidae. The coding region runs from base 203 to 1366 and encodes 387 amino acids. Gene Ontology annotation, molecular function: protein binding.